Cynara cardunculus var. scolymus (artichoke) is the source of this 1670-nucleotide messenger RNA. RefSeq names its product putative threonine aspartase. Bases 25 to 1278 code for a protein of 417 amino acids. The transcript is spliced from 11 exons. The record is from RefSeq and is a predicted model, not a curated record. Gene Ontology annotation, biological process: protein maturation. Gene Ontology annotation, molecular function: threonine-type endopeptidase activity. Lineage: Eukaryota; Viridiplantae; Streptophyta; Magnoliopsida; Asterales; Asteraceae.
ACAUACUUUCUAACCGGAAAACUGAUGGGCGGUGAAGUCUCUUAUCAUAUCAACCGGAGAUUCUUCGUAGCCGUCCACGUCGGCGCUGGUUACCACUCUCCGAUUAACGAGAAGGCUCUCCGAUCUGCUAUGAAAACUGCCUGCCUCGCCGCUGCAUCUGUUCUCCGAACGGGCUCUGGCAGAUGUGUCGAUGCUGUGUCAGCAGCCAUUGAGACCUUGGAGAAUGAUCCAUGCACAAACGCUGGGAAAGGAUCAAAUUUGACAGAGGAUGGUCAUGUUGAAUGUGAUGCAAGUGUCAUGGAUGGCAAAUCUGGAGUAUUUGGGGCUAUUGGAGCAGUGCCAGGUGUAAAAAAUGCUAUUAAGAUUGCGGCUAUGCUGGUCAAGGAGCAGAUGUUGGGUUCAUCUCUGCUGGGUCGAAUUCCUCCCAUGUUUUUGGCUGGUGAAGGUGCACGUACUUGGGCAAAGUCCAAGGGAGUUAAUUUCUUCGAAUCCAUUGAAGAGGCCAAUGAGUGGCUUGUGACAACAAAGGCAAGAGAACAAUGGAGAACUUAUAAGGCGAUGCUUGAUGAUGCCAAAGCUAGAAUUUCUUCGGCAGAAUCAUCAUCUAGUCCUCAACAGAUUGAUAAUGCAUCAGACAAUUCAAAUCAAAGUGUGGCUGGUAGUAAGGAUGCUAUUCGACCUGCACCGGAUGAAGACAGCAUCAUGGAUACUGUAGGAGUUAUAUGUAUUGAUAAGGAAGGAAAUAUAGCAUCCGGAGCUUCUAGUGGUGGCAUCGCAUUAAAGGUCAGUGGGCGUGUGGGAUUAGCAGCAACAUAUGGUUGUGGUUGUUGGGCGUCUUCAAAAGGUCCAUUUGGUGCUCCUUCAAUAGUUGGUUGUUGUGUUAGCGGUGCUGGAGAAUGCCUAAUGAAAGGUUUUGCUGCUCAGGAAUGUUGCACAUCUCCAUCACUAUCACAGGAUGGUCCAGGAGCCGCCUGCUCAAAAGUUCUACAGUCCGUAAUUGAAGAUAGUAAUCGAAAUGGUAGUGAUAAAAGUGCCGGAAUUUUGCUUGUGCAAGCCGAUGCUCCUUCGUUGGGUCCUGGAUCAUCACCACAGCUGAAAGCUGUUGAGAUUGCUGCUGGCUUCACUACCUUGUCUUUUGGAAUAGGUUUUUUCAGCAACUCCAUGGAACAGCCAAAGGUUUCGAUUUUGAGGAGUACAAAACAAGGGAAGAGAACCGACAUAUGCCAGUUUGCAGCAUCGGUUAACCUCUCCUAUUCACCCAUACGCAAAGAGACUUGAGUUUGUAUUUGCAGUUGUAGCAGUAUUUAUAUACGGCAAAUGCUCAUGCACACUCAUCGCAUUCGGUGAGGUUUGAACCCUUGACCUCCAUGGUUCUAACCACCCGAGCUUUUUCGGUAACCUGAGUAAUGUUGUCAAUGACCCUUUGGUGAGGUUGUAAGGUUAGAUUAACAUUUUAACAUUAUGCUAUAUCUUGUUUGUUUUAAUAAUUAUUUUGUUUAUUUUUUAAAAAAUUUAGGGGUUAAGCUAAAUAUUUGAAGACCAUAUUGUUUGACUUUUAGCCUAUUAGGUUUAUAGACCAGGGUUAAGAUUUAAUAUUUGGUGAAGUUUGAACCAUUGAUUAAGGAGUUGUUCCUCCAUGUUGUGGCUAUGGAGGUGGGGGUUGUCGCCCA